Carassius auratus (goldfish) is the source of this 1193-nucleotide messenger RNA. Its product is annotated as cysteine-rich motor neuron 1 protein-like. The record is from RefSeq and is a predicted model, not a curated record. The annotation marks the transcript as partial. Gene Ontology annotation, cellular component: plasma membrane. The transcript is spliced from 6 exons. Lineage: Eukaryota; Metazoa; Chordata; Actinopteri; Cypriniformes; Cyprinidae. Gene Ontology annotation, molecular function: protein binding; serine-type endopeptidase inhibitor activity.
CUGGAGAACGUGUGUUUGAGACUCAGUUUGAUUCACGAACAGAGUCAUCAUCAUCAUCACUGUAACAGCUUUACGAACACCUUUCACUCACUGAACACGUGCAUGGUUGAAAGUGUGUGGGAAGUUUUCUGAGCAUUGUAUAUUUGGAUCUGCGCGUGUGUGGACUUCAUCAGAGCGCGUCACGAUGUGUCUCCGGAGCUGGUCGAGGGUCUUCAGUGCACUGCUGCUGCUGGGCUUCUGCUCUCGGGUCAUCGGGGCUCAUGAAUGCGAGCACUGCUCCAGACUGGAGCUCGAGCUGUGCGGCGGACCGGACUGGACUCUGGGCUUCUGCGGAUCCGGACUCACCUGCGCGGCGCUCAACAGAACCGGACCGGCGCGCGCACCCGAGACAGGUGUCUGCAGAGUUUCUCCCAGGUGUGUUCAUGAUGGGAAGGAGUUCACGGAGGGCGAGGUGUAUCGUAUGGACCCCUGCUGGAUGUGUCAGUGUCGAGGCGGAGUGUCGUUCUGCUCUAGAACUGAAUGCACAGAGAUGGACUGCCAGAACCGCUACGUUCCUGAAGGAGAAUGCUGUCCCGUCUGUAUAGAUGUGGAGCUGCUGGCGGUGGAGAGCACUAAAGCGAGCUGCUGGGUGGAUCACAGGCUGCGUGCGCACGAGGAGCAGUGGAAGGAGGACGACUGCACCUUCUGUCAGUGUGUGGACGGAGAGCCGCACUGCACAGCCAUGGCCUGCAAACAGAGCUGCCAGAACCCUGUGAAGAUCCCUGGAGAGUGCUGCCCCUUCUGUGAGGAGCCAUCAUAUGAGUCCGUGAGCCCGCUGCUCUGCCCACCGUUGGAAAACUGCUCUCUCUCUGGGCAUGACUGCCCAUCUGGCUUCCAGCAAGACACCAGCGGCUGUCUUCUGUGCCGGUGUGUCAACAAUGAAACCUGUCCUGUUGUGUCCAAGCACUGCUCUCUGGAGUGUCCCAUGGGUUAUGAGAAAGACCGCUAUGGUUGUGAAGUGUGUGAAUGUAGUGUAGCCAGUCCAAAGUGUCGUCCCAUGACAUGCAGCAAGACAUGCCCUUAUGGAUACAUGAGGAACAAGCACGGCUGUGAGAUGUGCCGCUGCAUCCGCUGUCCACCGUUCACCUGCGACAAACACUGCAGCGAGGGCUUCAGGAAGAGCAGGAAGGGCUGCAGCGUCUGCCAGUGUAGAG